Messenger RNA from Physcomitrium patens, 1010 nucleotides. The record is from RefSeq and is a predicted model, not a curated record. Lineage: Eukaryota; Viridiplantae; Streptophyta; Bryopsida; Funariales; Funariaceae.
GCUUCUGAACGUGUACCAUGCGUACAAGCAGAACGGUGAGGACGCCACGUGGUGUUACGACAAUUUCAUCAACGUGCGUGCGAUGAAGUCAGCUGACAACGUGCGGACGCAGCUGGUGCGCAUCAUGAAUCGGUACAACCUGAAGAUGUGCAGCACAGACUUCAACAGCCGGGAUUAUUAUGUGAGCAUUCGGAAAGCGAUGCUUGCGGGGUACUUUAUGCAGGUGGCUCAUCUGGAGCGGACGGGUCACUACCUGACAGUGAAGGACAACCAGAUGGUUCAUCUGCAUCCGUCGAGUUGUUUGGACCACAAGCCGGAGUGGGUGAUAUACAACGAGUUUGUGCUGACUACUCGGAACUUCAUUCGAAUAGUGACAGAUGUGCGUGGGGAAUGGCUGAUAGACGUUGCUCCGCAUUACUACGAUUUGAGCAACUUUCCGCAGUGCGAAGCUAGACGCGUGCUGGAAAGACUGUACAUGAAGCGCGAGAGGGAGAAAUCUGAGGCUAACGGUGGAAAGAGGUAGUCAGCAGCUUGGAGCUGAACUUCAGAUACUGCUGACUUGUCUAUUCACGGUGUUGCUUGUCAGUUAUUAUAUUGUGUUCCUCUUCUCGUUCCCAUUUUUUUCAGGGGUCUGAGGAUGGUUUUGCCUUGAAACGACUGGUCCUUUGUAGCAAAUCGUUGAGGAAAGUUGAGGGAACAUAAAUUGAGCAUUUUGGCAGCUGUCCUCAACCUAAGCACGCCCCUAGGAAAUCGUAGGAAGUGGCUUAUAAACUACGAGCCGACUGAUUGAACCGCAGUUACAAUUUCGGUGAAAGGUGGAGGUGGAGUUUUUCAGGGCGUGAUGAAAUCGUAAGGAGUUCGGUUGUGUAGUCUAUGCUUGAUCCGCUCUUUGCUUUCAGGCAUCAUAGAGCUGAAACCAGCCGAUGCUUUAUGUUGAAACUUUAAUAUACCAGCUGGCAACAGCAGCAAUCUUUUACGGAAAUAGAUUAACUUCCAAACUUUUGAGCACA